UUUUUUUUUUUAAUUACUAAUAUAGCAAAUAACCUAUCACGGCGUUAAACUAAGUGGCUGUUACAAGUUACAUUGUGGGUAAAUAAGUUUACGAUGAUAUGUGAUGGGUCAUUAAUCAGGAGUUAAUAAGUGUGUAGGCUUGUGUGCACCUCAACCGUAUAAAAGUAAGGCUUACGAUGCUGAACAUUACAGGAUAGCUGUAAAGUGAUGUAGCUUUUUCAUACUGUGUUUAAAAACUCUGUUGUUACUGAAGUUUCAUGGUCAGUUUUCACCAUAUUAUCAACCGACAGGUGAGUCUGUUACAGGCGUGACUAUGUGUGGAGCGCCAGUGGACUUGUCCUUCAAAAACAUCAGCAGUCUGACAGACGCGUGGAUAGAGGAACCCAGCAGUAGUCUACGGCCUCUGAAGAAAAAUUCUGAGAUGAAAUAUCUGAGCCGCUCUCUGCGUCUCAAUAACAACAUCAUCACCGACCUUCAUGACCUCCAGAGGACCGUUUGUCACUUCUUGGCCGAGCCGUCACAUCUGGCUUGGCUGGAUCUGUCCUUCAACAAAAUCACACAUAUAGACCCAGCUUUGUGCGAGCUUCGUGCACUGCGUGUGUUGUAUCUUCACGGCAACAACAUUUUUAUUAUGUCAGAGGUGGACAGGCUGGGAGUGCUGCCACAUCUACACUCUAUCACUCUACAUGGAAAUGUCAUAGAAACCAACAAGGCUUACAGGAAUCGUGUGAUUUCUGUUUUGCCUCGGUUAAAGACGAUGGACUUCAGUGCUGUGACACGGCAGGAGCGAGUCAUGGCAAAGAUCUGGCAUCACAGUGGCAGAAGCAGUAAGGAGACUCUCCAGUGAUCGGUGGCAUUUCUUCUGUUGGGGUUUGUUAAACUCAAACUUUAACGUGAUUGUCCUGAGCUCAGCAUAUACUGCUGGAAAACUAACUGUUGACAUGUAUGUUUGUUGUCACAGCUCUUGGUUGCUUUGCAUUUUCCUUCAUUGUAAUUAACUCUUCUAUACACCGAUCAGCCACAAGAUUAUGACCACUGACAGAUGAAGUGAAUAAUAACAUCAUCUUUUUUUAAUGCAAUGUUCUGCUGGGAAACCUUGAGUCCUGACAUUCAUGUGGAUGUUUGACAUGUACCAUCCACCUAAACAUUGCAGGUCAAGCAAACCCCCCUUCAACCCCAUGGCAACAGUAGUCCUUGAUGCCAGUUGCCACCCUCAGCAGGACAAUGUACCCCGACACACUGCAAAAACUGCUGAGGAGUGGCCCAGGGAACAUGACAGAGCUAAAGUGUUCACCCAGGUUCCACACUCCCCACAUCCAAAUCUUACUGAGCAUCUGUGGGAUGUGCCAGUAUAAGCCUGAUCUAGAUAGGUCCCACCCUGCAACCCACAGGACCCACAGAAUUCACUGCCACCAUCCCCAGAGGUCCUGUGUCCAUGUCCCACUGGGUCAGAGGAGAUCCACUAGCAUAAAGGGAACCAACACAAUAUUAGACAGGUGGUUAUAAUGUUAUGCCUGAUCGGUGUAUGCAAAUUGCUAUGUGCCCUCAUCUCUUUCCUUGAGACUGACUGAACCAAACCCAGUUGGGCUGCAGAAAUCACUACACUAGGUCUGAAUAUGCACCUUAUAUCUAUCAGUCAUGGCGGGUGUGAUUUAAUGUGAGCAGAUCAUUUCUGUGCCUCUCAUUGUCCUUGUGUAAUUCUGAUGUUUUUCUGUAUCCGCUAUCUUGUUGCUAUUCUUAUGCCACCUACCAGUGGAUAUAAGUGGCUGAGAGCUUUGUUGAUUUGUGUAUAAGGUUUGACUGCUUAGAGUUCUAUUGUUAGGUACACUAGGAGCAGGGGUGCUGCUUCCUUAAUUUCAGUUUGCCACAUGUUUAAUUGAUUUAUUUUGUAGUUUACUUAGCAAGUCAGCACACUCUUGACCCUGAUUUUAUUUCUUUCAUUGAUUAAGCAACACCCACAGUUGCUUUUCUUGUGCAUUUUAGCCUCCUUUGCUUGUGAUUUCUAAUAUUAAGCAAUAACGUAGUUAAACAAAAUACAGGUUUUAUGUUGCAGCCCUGAAGCCUGAACAGAGCUGGAAUGUAAGAUUUGCAUGUGUAGUGAAAUGUUGUUUUGUCCAAUAUUUGACAAAAGAAGUUGUCAGUAAUUUAGCCGUGCAAAAUAAUCUUAUU
Amphiprion ocellaris (clown anemonefish) is the source of this 2169-nucleotide messenger RNA. It is a transcript of the gene lrrc51, whose product is annotated as leucine rich repeat containing 51. The transcript is spliced from 4 exons. NCBI's taxonomy places the organism in Eukaryota, Metazoa, Chordata, Actinopteri, Pomacentridae. Gene Ontology annotation, molecular function: protein binding. The record is from RefSeq and is a predicted model, not a curated record. The coding region runs from base 314 to 847 and encodes 177 amino acids.